Mytilinidion resinicola is the source of this 1248-nucleotide messenger RNA. RefSeq lists its product as uncharacterized. Bases 94 to 1113 code for a protein of 339 amino acids. Lineage: Eukaryota; Fungi; Ascomycota; Dothideomycetes; Mytilinidiales; Mytilinidiaceae. The record is from RefSeq and is a predicted model, not a curated record. The transcript has a single exon. Gene Ontology annotation, molecular function: carbon-sulfur lyase activity.
CAUUCCAAGACUCCAAGCCGCAUUUAAUGACUCCUCACCCUCUUUACACUUCAAUGCAACUCUCCCUUCGCCACGCCCUCAUCUGCUGUCAUCAUGACCACCCUCGAGACGAUACUUAAGGCUCACUGUCUCUGCAACGCGUCUCACGUCUCCGUCGCCGUCCCCACGGCAUCACUCCCUCUCGCCGUGCACCUCUGCCACUGCAACACCUGCCGACGCACCCAUGGCUCACUGUGCGUCUUCCAUGCUUACAUCCCAGCCCCGACGGUCGAUCUCUCGACUCUGACGGCCUACGCGUCGUCGAAAGCCGUGAAGCGAUACUUCUGCACCACCUGCGGCACCCACAUGCUGGAUUACGACUGCAAAACUAACAAAUGGAACAUCUCAAUCAGCAUUGUUGAAGGAACUGAGAACCUUUGGGACUUCAGCAAGCACAUAUACCUUGAAGAUACGAAGGAUGGUGGGUUGAGCACUUGGCUGGGAGCUGUUGGGGGCAAAUCACUGCAAAAAUGGGCCGGAGCAGCUAUGCCAGACUCGACGUCCGAAUCUGGCGACUGGAAGGCGCCAGCUCCAGCUACGGCAGACGCCGCUCAGCCAAAAGAAGACAUCCUCCACGCCUCCUGCCACUGCGGCGGCGUCUCACUCAACAUUGCUCGUCCCACGCCCGCCUCGCGAGCUUUGCUUCCUCCUUCGCUCACACCCGCCGACCCUACCAAAUGGUAUGCCUCCAACGACGUCUGUACCACCUGCCGCUUCAGCUCCGGCAGCGCCAUCGUGUCCUGGAUCUAUCCUGCUGUCGACCGCAUCACUCUUGCCGACGGCUCGCCCUACCGGCCUGUCUUCGGGACGUUAAAGCAGUAUCGCUCCUCCCCGGAUGUCAGUAGGACCUUCUGUGGCGUCUGUGGGGCCAAAGUUGCGUAUCAUGUUGACGAUAGGCCGGAUAUGGUUGACGUGGCGGUGGGCGUGUUGGAUGCGGCGGACGGGGUGAGGGCGGAGUCGUGGUUGGAGUGGAGAGUUCAGAAUUUGUCGUUCGAGGAGGAUGUGAUUCAUCAUGCGCUGGUGAAUGGGUUGAAAGAGGGUUUGAAGACCUGGGCCGAAGAGAAAAAGGUUUGAGUGAGUCCUCUUGCGGUGUGAGGUCCUGCGAUGUGGUAAGUGUGUUGCCAUGAUCUUGGGCUGCGGAGGGCAAAUUAGAGAGUUUGGCUUUGAGAAUGAGAUGGGUGUUUGAAUCAGAAGGUCUAUCGAUGGGAU